Harmonia axyridis is the source of this 1529-nucleotide messenger RNA. It is a transcript of the gene Nap1, whose product is annotated as nucleosome assembly protein 1-like 1. The transcript has 5 exons. Gene Ontology annotation, cellular component: chromatin; nucleus. Gene Ontology annotation, biological process: nucleosome assembly. NCBI's taxonomy places the organism in Eukaryota, Metazoa, Arthropoda, Insecta, Coleoptera, Coccinellidae. Bases 169 to 1260 code for a protein of 363 amino acids. The record is from RefSeq and is a predicted model, not a curated record. Gene Ontology annotation, molecular function: histone binding; chromatin binding.
GCAAAUUCUGAAGAUGGCAACACUGACAUUCGGACAAUCGAAGGAAGUGAAGUUUUUUUUGACGAAUACCGGUAAAAUUCCUUUUCUGGCAGUUGCUCUUAUAAGAUAGAUCACGUUUUCGUAGUGCUCUCUGAACAACUCCUUUGUCCCCGACUUGGUAUAUAAACAAUGGCAACUGAAAACGAGCAGGCUGGAGAUCAUGCAGAUGAAAUUGAAUCAUUGGAAGAUGAAGAGAUUCGUAAUAUGAUUACAUUUCCAAAUAUAAUGUCGACGCUUCAUACUCAACAAUUGGAAGAAUUAUUAGCGAGCCUUCCAGCGUCUGUCAAACGUCGAAUCAAGGCACUCAAAAGACUUCAGUUGGAAUAUACAAAUUUGGAAGUUGAGUUUUUUAAAGAAGUUCAUGCCCUUGAAUGCAAGUAUCAUAAUUUAUACGUUCCGCUAUACCUGAAGCGAGAAAAAAUUGUAACUGGCAAGCAUGAACCAACUGAAGAAGAGUGUGAAUGGCAAUCAGAUGAUGAAGAAAACAUUUCAUCCGAUAUGAAAGAAAAAGCUUCAAUUGAUAAUAAAGAUGAAGGUGCUGAUGUAAAAGGCAUUCCUGACUUUUGGUUGACCAUAUUCAAGAAUUGCAGAAUCUUGGCUGAAAUGGUACAACCUCAUGAUGAACCAAUAUUGAAGCAUUUAAUUGAUAUCAAAACCACAUGUGAAAUAGAACCUAUGACCUUCACUUUAGACUUUUUCUUCUCCCCAAAUGAGUAUUUCAACAAUUCUGUUCUUCAGAAAAAAUAUUUCUUGAAAUGUCUUCCUGACAAAGAUGAGCCUUUUGAAUUUGAGGGUCCAGAAAUUACCAAGUGUACAGGUUGUGAAAUCGACUGGAAUAAGGGCAAGAAUGUUACUGUGAAAACCAUCAGGAAGAAACAGAAGCAUAAGAACCGCGGUGUAGUACGAACAGUUCAGAAAACUGUCGCCAAUGACUCAUUCUUCAACUUCUUCGCUCCUCCAGUUGUUCCCGAAGAUAGUAAGGAGGAUGAAGUUGACGAUGAAAUUCACCAGAUCUUGACGACUGAUUUUGAAAUCGGUCAUUAUAUCAGAGAGCGUAUCAUUCCUAGGGCUGUUCUAUACUUCACUGGCGAAGGAAUUGAAGAUGAAGAAGAAGAUUUUGAAGAGGAAGAAGAUGAUGAUGAUGAGGAGGAUGAUGAAAUUGAAGGAGAAAGCAAAGAUUCCAAGGACAACGAAAAGGAUCCCAAAUGCAAACAACAAUAAGACCAGUGUUAAUUAUUAGAAAAUUUGUUGGUAUUCCUUUUAUUACAUUUUAAAAUGUUGUCAUAUGUCUGAAUUAAUUUAUUUUGAAAUGAUUAUUUAUGUGAAACUAAUGCAAAAAAUAUUUUGCAAAUUACUCAAAAUACAUUCUGUUAAAUUAUUAAGUUUCAUGUUGGAAUCUCUCUUCACUUGAUAUUCGAGAUCACGCUAUUUUUGUAGUUUUUUCUAAAUUAUUUCUUGACAGUUCUGAAUAUAAAUUUCUCAACUGCUUA